Scleropages formosus (Asian bonytongue) is the source of this 1113-nucleotide messenger RNA. Its product is annotated as uracil phosphoribosyltransferase homolog. The record is from RefSeq and is a predicted model, not a curated record. The transcript has 8 exons. Bases 183 to 992 code for a protein of 269 amino acids. NCBI's taxonomy places the organism in Eukaryota, Metazoa, Chordata, Actinopteri, Osteoglossiformes, Osteoglossidae.
CUUCCUGAGAAGCACGUUUUCUCACUGACAUCAACAGUGCUGCCAUCUUCACCGUCCGUUUGUAACACGCUGGCCUUGGUAUUACUCUGCUGCGUGCUUAAGAAAGACUUCAUAAGAUUCUGAUAUACGGACCUGUAGCCGCGAAGGUGUGCAGAUUUCCACGAGAUAUCCGUACGUGUUCUAUGGAAACAGCUCUGGGCAACAGGAUCGCGACAGAGAGUACGAUCAUGCCUUGCCACAACCAGCAGCUGAAGAGCGCGAGCCAACCUGACUCGGAGCACGCGUACAAACAGGUCCGCUUCGCGCACAACGCCGCGGAUGGAGAGGCGCGUGAUCGCGGCGUGGAUGGGGUGAACGGAGAGCCGUGUGAGUGGCAGCUGGGGCCGCAGGUGAAGCUCCUACCUCUGAAUGACCAAAUCCGAGAGCUGCAGACCAUCAUCAGAGACAAGGCAACCAGCAGGGGGGACUUUGUGUUUUGCGCAGAUCGACUGAUAAGACUUGUGGUUGAGGAGGGACUCAACCAGCUGCCAUAUUCAGAGUGCACAGUGACUACACCCACAGGGCACAAGUAUGACGGAGUUAAAUUCGAGAAGGGCAACUGUGGCGUCAGCAUCAUGAGGAGUGGGGAAGCCAUGGAACAGGGCCUGAGAGACUGCUGCAGGUCCAUCCGCAUCGGCAAGAUCCUCAUCCAGAGUGACGAGGAGACCCAAAAGGCCAAGGUGUAUUACGCCAAGUUCCCCCCUGAUAUCUACAGGAGGAAGGUGCUGCUCAUGUACCCCAUACUCAGUACUGGUAAUACAGUGAUUGAAGCAGCGCGGGUAUUGAUAGAGCACGGCCUCCAGCCAAAACACAUCAUCCUCCUCAGCCUGUUCUCCACCCCCCAUGGGGCCGCCUCCAUCGUCCAGGAGUUCCCGGACAUCACUAUACUGACUACAGAGGUGCACCCGGUGGCUCCGACCCACUUUGGACAGAAGUAUUUUGGGACAGACUAACUGUCCAUCAGUUAGGCUGCGCUACAGGAACUGCUGCCAGUGUGCUUUUCGGCAGCAUCCUCCCUUUUUGCUAAGAGCUGCAUGGUUAGUAUCUGCCUCGGCCACUUUACAUGCCUGAUCA